AUAGAUAGAUAGAUAGGUAAGGCCUUUCUGCAUAUAGAGAUAGUCUUACUAAGAUGAAGAGCUGCAAUGAAUGGAAACCUUUUUUUGCUAUGAUAUCAAUUGAAUUUGCCUUUUCCAUUAUGAAUAUUCUUCUUAAGAAAGUCCUUGACCAAGGGAUGAACGAUUUGGUUUUUAUCACAUACCGCCUCUCCAUCUCUACCAUUUUCUUAGCUCCAAUCGGAUACUUUUGGGAAAGGAACAACAGACCUAAGCUCACACUUCGCAUCUUGUGUUACCUAUUCUUCAGUGCAAUUCUGGGGAGUUCAUUGACCCAAUACUUUUUCCUUCUUGGAAUUCAAUACACAUCUGCAACAAUUGCAUGUGCCUUCAUCAACGUGGUUCCUGUACUCACAUUUCUAGUGGCACUACCAUUUCGGUUAGAGAGUGUGAACAUAAAACACAACAGUGGAAGAGCCAAAGUAGUUGGUACUCUGGUGUGCAUUGCCGGGGCUAUGAUGUUGACUCUCUACAGAGGAAUGCCUUUGCUUAACCAUUCACACAUGCAAGCUGAAACUUCAACCAUGGAUGGUGUUAAGGAGAUGCACUCUACCAGGAGAACUGAGAGAUGGACUCUUGGUAUGAUAGCUUUGACCGUAGGAACCAUCUUAUGGUCUUCUUGGUUUCUUAUUCAAACAAAUAUAAGCAAGAGAUAUCCCUGCCAAUAUUCAAGCACUGCCAUCAUGUCCUUCUUCGGUGCUAUUCAGUCAGCCAUCUUGUGUUUGACAACAAGUAGGAACCUUUCCAUGUGGAUUCUCAAAGGAAAUAUAGAAAUUAUAACAAUCCUCUAUGCUGUAAGUGAUCCCUUCUGCAUGUCAUAUUGCAAUAUAAUCAGAAUAUGCCUUCUUCUUCUUCUUCUUCUUCUUCUUCUUCUUCUUCUUCCACUCUCUUAGUGGCCAAUAGUUUUUAGA
Pistacia vera is the source of this 947-nucleotide messenger RNA. Its product is annotated as WAT1-related protein At3g30340-like. The transcript has 4 exons. Lineage: Eukaryota; Viridiplantae; Streptophyta; Magnoliopsida; Sapindales; Anacardiaceae. Gene Ontology annotation, molecular function: transmembrane transporter activity. Gene Ontology annotation, cellular component: plasma membrane. The record is from RefSeq and is a predicted model, not a curated record. The coding region runs from base 54 to 929 and encodes 291 amino acids.